CCAGGCUGUCGGUCCAUUCAAAUACCCAACAGAAAGACGCGCGGAAAACGCAGAGGAAGAGCUUCGUAUCGGUCUCCUCGUCCGAAACACGCCUCUUCCAAUCAUUCCUCUCUGCCAUCGAUACCAUCGAAUUUCCCUCGUUAAUAUCUUCACUGUCCAAAGCAAAACAACGACAUGCGUCCAUCUCUUCUGUCCAUCUUCAUAUUCUCUUCCCUUUCCAUCCUUCACAUUGCAGACUCGCUCUGUGAUGCCGAAUCCCAAUCCCACCUCCUCCGUCCAUGCAAAAGAGUCCAAACCCAGAUCAUCCACCGCAUCGAACCGGUCCAACUGCUCUUCUUCCUCAACCUCCUGGAUAAAAGCGAUUUUCGGCUCCGGUAGGCGGUGCCAGAAUCCCGACCUCACAGAAGAGAGCCUUGAAAAGUUCAACCGCGAGAAUGCGGCCAACGACGCAAGGAAGAGCGUUCGCGACAGCCCCUACUACAGAGGGCUCACCAGCUCGGUUCCUUACACCGCCUCUCGGGUCAGCAUGGGUCGGGAGAGCCGUCGGACUGCCACGACCUCCACGAGCUCCAUCUCGACGGUCCUGACCAUGCUGCAGGAGUGGGGAUCCUCUUGCUUCCCAAGCAAUAGGGAUUCGAAGCCCGCAGCAAAAAGAUCUGGCCGUCCUCCUCCCCAUCCUGUAAUCCCCGUGAAUUCUAGGGCUUCUGUAUCGCCAUCGGUGAUACUGCAAAACGAGACGGGAUUGAGGAGGGAUGAGAUUGGGUCAGUCGGACGGAGGAGUCGGAUUGAAGACUUGUCGGCCGAGCAGAGUACCCCGGCCGAAAGGAAGCCAUUGAGGGAGAGAGUUCUGAUUCCGAUGAGUAGCGUCGGCAUCAGCAUAGGUCUGCAAGAGAUGCGCAAGGAACCAACAACAAUAAUGAAGGAGAAGGAAUUUGUAUGGGCUGACAAGUACCGACCAAAGGUUCUCAACGAUUUCAUCUGCAACAGAGAUAAAGCUGAUUUGUUGUGUAAUAUGGUUGCUCGGCAAGAAUGCAAUCAUUUCAUAUUCGAAGGUCCUCCCGGAGUGGGGAAGAAAACAAUGGUCUGGGCUUACCUAAGAGAAGCUUUUGGAAAUGAGACGUUGGAGACAAGAGAGGAGCUGAGGGAGUUCAAAUUGAAGGGAGAAAUGGUGCCCAGCAUCAAAGUGAAUAUGAAAAAAUCUCCUCGACAUGUUGAGAUGAAUCUAUCUGAAUUGCGUGGGUAUGAGAAACAUGUCAUAAUGACAUUAAUAGAGGAGACACAUGGCACAGCUCAGAAAUGUGAUCUUGCUAAUUGUCAAGCCAUUGUUCUUUACCGGGCAGAUAAGCUUUCUGCAGAUUCUCAGCAUUAUAUCCGUUGGAUUAUGGAGCGGCAUAAAGGCUGCAAUAAGAUCUUAUUUUGCUGUUCUGACAUCUCCAAGCUUCGUCCUGUCAGAUCUAUUUGCACACCCAUUCAGCUUCUACCGCCUUCGAACAAUGAAAUUGUCAAAGUAUUGAAGUAUAUUGCUGAACAAGAAGGCAUUGAACUGCCUCAUCAUCUGGCGGAGAGAAUUACAGAGAAAUCCAAACAGAACCUACGGCAGGCAAUUAGAUCAUUUGAAGCCUCCUGGCAGUUGAACUACCCCUUUAAAGAAGACCAGGUGAUUUUGACCGGAUGGGAAGAAGAUAUCGCCAACAUCGCUAAAAACAUCAUUGAUGAGCAGAGCCCAAAGCAGCUAUAUAUGAUACGAGGGAAACUUCAGAAUCUUAUAGAGCACAAUGUGUCGCCGGAGUUCAUAUUCAGUACUCUGGUGUGUGAAUUGAAGAAGCUUUCGGACGACCAGUUCCAACCCAAAAUCGAUGCCUUAUAUCUUGAAUAUAAUCGGGAUAGUGGAUUUCCCUUGGAGGGCGAGAAGUCUCUAGUUCUUCUAUGCAGCCAGCGGGAGGAGUUGGAUAAGAGGAUUAUUGAGCCGGAGAGGAAGAAUGUUUAUCAUUUCAUGAAGAUUGAAGAAUUUACAGCGAAAUUCAUGAGCCACUAUAAGAUCUACGUGAAGACAAACUUCAGAGCAGAAAAUGGUUUUGAAAUUUGAAGAGCAAGUACUUCCAGUAAAGAUGCUUCUUAUAUAUGUAUGUACAGAAGACAUCGUGAAUGCAGUGGAUAUGGAAAUCACUUGAGAUCCACCGUUAAUACAUCUUGUUAAUACA
Magnolia sinica is the source of this 2201-nucleotide messenger RNA. RefSeq names its product replication factor C subunit 3-like. Gene Ontology annotation, biological process: DNA-templated DNA replication; DNA repair. The transcript has 11 exons. Gene Ontology annotation, cellular component: nucleus; DNA replication factor C complex. Gene Ontology annotation, molecular function: DNA binding; DNA clamp loader activity. The record is from RefSeq and is a predicted model, not a curated record. The coding region runs from base 248 to 2086 and encodes 612 amino acids. Lineage: Eukaryota; Viridiplantae; Streptophyta; Magnoliopsida; Magnoliales; Magnoliaceae.